This is a messenger RNA of Dictyostelium purpureum, 432 nucleotides long. RefSeq lists its product as uncharacterized. The transcript is spliced from 2 exons. The record is from RefSeq and is a predicted model, not a curated record. NCBI's taxonomy places the organism in Eukaryota, Evosea, Eumycetozoa, Dictyosteliales, Dictyosteliaceae. The coding region runs from base 1 to 432 and encodes 143 amino acids.
AUGGCCAGAUCAGUCAGAUCAAAGAGAAGAUUAAGAAAUCAACGUGUUCAAGUUGAAAAAUUAAAAGUUUUUGAAAAGAAUCGUUUAGAAGACAUCAUUAAAAAAAGAGAUGAACAUUUUGAUAAUCAAAUUGUCGAUGCUGAAGCUUUAAAUAUUCCACCUGAAUUAGCUGCUUUAAAUAAAACAAAUACAGAUGAAAUGCAAGUUGAAAAAGAAAACACCAAAGAUAAUAAAAAGAAUAAUAAAAAAGUUGAUGCUAUGGUUGAUGAUGAUGAAGAAAGUGAUGAAGAAAUGGAUGAUUCAACAAAAGUUAAAAAAUCAGUUAAUCCAUCUCACUUAUCAAAUAAAGAAAAUAAACAAAAAUACAUUAAGCUUUACAUUAAAAAACAAAAGAAAAGAGCUCAACAUAAGAAAAAAGUCCCAAUUAUUUAA